Molecule: messenger RNA, 540 nt
Organism: Ostertagia ostertagi
Lineage: Eukaryota; Metazoa; Nematoda; Chromadorea; Rhabditida; Trichostrongylidae
Source: the annotation of a GenBank genome assembly
AUGGCCGGCGGCCUCGGUGUGCUGGGCGACCUCUAUAAGCAACAGGUCUAUGAGCUGGCAAAAUAUAUUAAUCGUGAGCAGGAGAUCAUCCCGGUCAAUAUCCUGGAGAAAGCACCGAGCGCGGAGUUGCGUCCCGGCCAGAAAGACUCGGACAGCCUGCCGCCCUACCCCGUACUGGAUGCGAUCCUCUAUCAAUACAUUGAACGCAGACAGGGGCCUGCCGAGAUCAUUGCGAUGGGCUAUGAGGAAACGUUGGUAAAACGGAUCCUUAAGAUGGUGAAUAAUAAUGAGUAUAAGAGAAAUCAGUUCUGCCCUAUUAUCCGCGUAUCGCCCAAAGCUUUUGGCGUAGGAAGACGCGUGCCGAUUGUUGGUAAAUACUUAGUAUCCGGCCUGUACAUUACCGGUGCUGAAUGCGGGGAUCUCGCCCGUUUCAUCGGUAUUAAAAUAACGCAGCCCGGUAUAGGGUAUCAUGAAGCGGCUGUGCACGACCAGGGCAGACAGACAGCAAUACAAGCCACACAAUACAAAACGCGCGCAUGA